AAUGACAAACGUAAAUAUGCGCCAAUGCCCCGCUAAAGAUGCAAACACUUCGAAGCGGCUUACCGUGGAAGGGAGGCCUUUGAGUUACGCAGCUAUUCACGCGCACCUGUGAUAUGUUUAAUAGUAUAAACGACUGGCAGAUAGUGCAGCAAAUUAUCAGACAUUACCAGAAACAAUAGGCUUUGGCGUUGCUUGAGCAUCGUACGCAUGCGCCAAUGACGAUAAUGAAUAAUGCGAAUAGUCAAGGUGUCGCAAGCAAUUUCACUAGCACGAAUAGCAUCAUCGCCGCUACAAACAACAACAACAACAAUAAUAGCAAUGCCAAUGCGACAAGCAGUCGAGAUGGUGCCUCAACUGAUACCGCCGCCAGAGUUAACGACACACUUUACUACUGGAAAUAUACAUCCGAAGAGUUAUCCGAGUUCUCACUGGUCGCACCGGAGUUGGAGCCUUCCAUGCAACAACUCUCCGCUCAACAGCAACCCGCGUCAGGAUUUUCAUAUCACCAAUCGAAUACCCGCACUGACAAUCACACAACGGAGGCUCAAGCGGAACCACCACCUGCUUUCUAUACGAGCUUCAACAUCUCUGACGAUAUCUUCGAUUACUUCAAUGGAUUUCUGGAAAGCGCCGAGCAACAACAACAGCAGUUGUUGACCACCACCAGCGCCGAGAUCUUGACCACAUCCACAUCCACCGUCGUCGCUGCGAAUGCCUCGCUGACAUCGUACAUACACGAUGUGAGUAAUGGUACACGCGAUCUGCGUUUGGGCGAGUUUCUCGGCCUACUUCCCAAUGAUCGCAUUUCGCUGUUAUCAUUUCUCUUUCUCUUUUCCUUCGCCACCGUAUUUGGCAAUACGCUGGUGAUAUUGGCCGUUAUACGUGAACGUUAUCUGCACACGGCCACAAAUUACUUCAUCACAAGUCUGGCGGUAGCUGAUUGCCUGGUGGGUUUGGUUGUGAUGCCUUUUUCGGCACUAUACGAAGUGCUCGAGAAUACGUGGUUCUUCGGUACCGAUUGGUGUGACAUCUGGCGCUCGCUGGACGUACUCUUCAGCACCGCCUCCAUAUUGAAUUUAUGUGUGAUAUCAUUGGAUCGUUAUUGGGCCAUCACCGACCCUUUCACCUAUCCGAUGCGCAUGACGGUGAAACGCUCCGCAGCUCUCAUCUGUGCAGUGUGGGUGUGUUCGAGUGCCAUCAGCUUUCCGGCGAUAGUGUGGUGGCGUGCGGCGCGCGACGGUGAGAUGCCCGCUUACAAGUGCACCUUUACAGAACACCUCGGUUAUUUAGUCUUCUCAUCGACGAUCUCAUUUUACCUGCCACUGCUAGUCAUGGUAUUCACCUAUUGCCGUAUUUAUCGUGCUGCGGUGAUUCAAACGCGUUCACUGAAAAUCGGAACCAAGCAAGUGCUAAUGGCGUCUGGUGAAUUGCAAUUAACGUUACGCAUCCAUCGUGGUGGAACGACACGUGAACCUUCGACGAGCGCUUCACAUCAUCCGACAAUUCACGGCUCGCUGGGUGGCGCUCCUAGUGGCGGUAGCGAUGGUUCGCAACACCAUCGCCAUCAUUCGCAUCUACAUUCGGCGCAUCACAAUCACAGCGCGUCGGGUACGACGUCAUCAACGCCCGAAGAACCUGACGACGAGCCGCUAUCGGCGCUACAUAAUAAUGGUCUGGCGCGACAUAGACAUAUGGGAAAGAAUUUCUCAUUGUCGCGCAAAUUGGCGAAAUUCGCCAAGGAGAAGAAGGCAGCCAAGACACUGGGUAUAGUGAUGGGUGUAUUCAUCGUGUGCUGGCUGCCGUUCUUUGUUGUGAAUCUACUUUCGGGUUUCUGUGUAGAAUGCAUCGAGCACGAGGAAAUUGUAUCGGCGAUUGUGACGUGGCUGGGCUGGAUAAAUUCCUGCAUGAAUCCCGUAAUCUAUGCCUGUUGGAGCAGGGAUUUUAGAAGAGCGUUCGUACGUCUGUUGUGCGUUUGCUGUCCACGCAAAAUUCGACGCAAAUACCAACCCACAAUGCGUUCCAAAUCACAGGUAAGUUUGUGGUGCGCCAGCAUAAAGACGCCAAUGCGGCAGCUACGACGCCUUCAAAUACUUUGGAUUUAUUUUCAUUUAUUUUUAUGUACAAGAUUUUGUUUUUAAUCUUUUAUGCUUUCAGUUUAA
Messenger RNA from Anastrepha ludens (Mexican fruit fly), 2159 nucleotides. Its product is annotated as dopamine receptor 2-like. Gene Ontology annotation, biological process: adenylate cyclase-activating adrenergic receptor signaling pathway. The transcript has 2 exons. Bases 216 to 2138 code for a protein of 640 amino acids. Lineage: Eukaryota; Metazoa; Arthropoda; Insecta; Diptera; Tephritidae. Gene Ontology annotation, cellular component: membrane. Gene Ontology annotation, molecular function: G protein-coupled receptor activity. The record is from RefSeq and is a predicted model, not a curated record.